Melanotaenia boesemani (Boeseman's rainbowfish) is the source of this 1467-nucleotide messenger RNA. RefSeq names its product speckle type BTB/POZ protein. The record is from RefSeq and is a predicted model, not a curated record. Lineage: Eukaryota; Metazoa; Chordata; Actinopteri; Atheriniformes; Melanotaeniidae. Gene Ontology annotation, cellular component: nucleus; cytoplasm. Gene Ontology annotation, molecular function: ubiquitin protein ligase binding. Gene Ontology annotation, biological process: proteasome-mediated ubiquitin-dependent protein catabolic process; regulation of proteolysis.
UAUUUACAUUUGGCUGCAAUGCCAACACCUACACUGAAGGAUUCUAAGCCAAUAGCAUUAGUAGGUUGAUGUCUGGUGAGGCAGCGCUCCAGAGUUGCCAGAUCGAUAGCACUGUCUACAAAUGGCAUCUACCCGUUACAUUUCUCAAAUUAAAGCGGACCAAAAACGAAGCAGAACGAGGGUGAACAUCGGUCAAGCAUUUGAGUGUUGGUGCCGACUGAUGGAAGAAAACACACUUAAAAGCCACUUUCCUUCUCGACAGCUUGCCAAGAAGCUCGGGCUUGGGACAGGCAUGCAGUACUGACACUUCUACAGACAGAGACCUGAACGGACAGGGUCCAGCUGGCUAGUAUGGCAGAAGCAAACAGAGCAGAUGUGCAAGGUGCUUUGAUCUAGAUCAAAGAGGUGAAGUUCUCCUGCAUUUGGACCAUCAACAACUUCUGACAUGAAGAUAUGGGAGACGUCAUUAAGAUCUCUACUUUCUCCUCAGCAGCCAACGACAAACUCAAAUGAGAGUCAGAGGGUGCAUCGUUUUGUCCAGAGGAAGGACUGGGGUAUCAAAAAGUUCAUACGGACAUACUUCCUCAAGGACGGGGCCAACGAACAGCUACCUGAUGACAAACUAACACUUUUCUGUGAGGUAAGUUUAGUGCAAGACUCUGUAAACAUCCAGAACGCCAUGAACAUGGUGAAGGUUCCUGAUUACAGGUUGGCUGAGGAGCUUGGAGAUAUAUGGGAAAGCUCCAGAUUCCUAGACUGCUCCCUUUGUAUUGCUGGCCAAAAGUUUCAGGCACACAAAGCCAUCUUAACAGCUUCCUCACUGGUAUUCCGUGCCAUGUUUGAGCAGGAGAUGGAAGAGAGCACGAAGGCCCUCCCAGUGCGGUGGCGACCCAGCCCCCUGUUGUACCACCUGCCAGCCUUGUUCUGCCCUCCCACGAGCCUCGGUUGGUUCCACCUGAGGUGUUUGCAGAAUCGUGUGGAGAUAAAUGACAUGGAGCCAGAUGUCUUCAAAGAGAUGAUUUGCUUCGUCUACACAGGCACGGCCCCCAACCUGGACAAGAUGGCUGAUGACCUGCUGGCUGCAGCUGACAAGUAUGCUCUGGAGAGGCUGAAGGUGAUGUGCAAGGAUGCUCUGUCUGUAGAGCACGCCGCAGAGAUCCUCAUCCUCACCGACCUGCAUAGUGCCAACCAGCUCAAGACACACACCGUGGACUUCAUAAACUAUCAUGUGGCUGAUGCGAUGAAGACGUCAAGUUGGAAGUCCAUGGUGAUUUGUCACCCACACUUGGUGGCAGAGGCAUAUCACUUGCUGGGCUCAGCCCAGUGCCCCUUCCUGGGGCAUCCAAGAAAAUGGCUGAAACAACCGUAGCGGUCCUCAGCAACUCUUCUAUCCUAACCCUGCUGUGUCCUCCUGCACCGGCAGCCUCUCGUCUCCUUUCUCCCAGCCCUCUGUUUGCUCAUGUAGGU